AGGGAUGAGUAUGAGGAAGCAUAGGUUUGACAUUGCUGGUACUGGCAGCUGACGUCACCUUACCCAUCCUCAUUUCAUCCAAGAACAGACCCCAUUACAGAGUCUUCCAUAUGGAGAAGGACAGCAGUCACAUGACUGAGAGAAUAUUAAAUCUCACCCUCGAGAUCAUCUACCUGCUGACUGGGGAGGAUUACACAGUAGUUAAGAAGACGUUAAGAGAGUGUGAGACACCCAGCAGCCAACCCCGUGUGUCAACCCCGAGCAGGACCCAGAGCCCCAUCCCGGUGCCUCCACCUCCUUCACUGAUACAUGAGAGGCACAAUGACCAGAAGAUCCUGGAACUCACCAACAAGAUCAUUCAGCUGCUGACUGGAGAGGUUCCUAUAAGGUAUGAGGACGUCACUGUCUAUUUCUCCAUGGAGGAGUGGGAGUAUAUAGAGGAACACAGGGGUCUGUACAAGGACAUGAUGAUGGAGAAUCACCGGCCCCUCACAUCACUGGAUGGAGCCAGUAACAGGAAUACCCCAGAGAGAUGUCCCCGUCCUCUUUAUUCCCAGGAUCAUACAGAGGAGAAUCACAGUGUCCCACAGGAGGGUCAGGGUGAAGGCCAGAUUGUUAUAAAAUUAGAAGUUAUGGAUGGAGAAGAAACGGUUGUGAUGAACAAUCAGCUGGGAAAGGGAGAGAAGACCCUUACAGAUAUCCGCACAGAUGGAAACGGCAACGUGAACACCUCGUAUGGACAUCUAUUUUCAUCAGAAGACUGUGACAUAGACGAUAAUGACAACAUCACACAGAAUUCUCCAGAAGAAAACCCCAUUACCCCAAGUAUGCACCCAGUACUGCACAGUGCAGAUUUCUCAUCUGGCCCUUCUGUGAAUGAGGAAUGUUAUCCUGAUGCCUCAGACAUUGUACCACAUAGUACAGCUCAUAGAAAAGCGAAAACAUUCUCCUGCCCUGAGUGUGGGAAAUGUUUUACCCAAAAUGACAAGCUUAUUAAACAUCUGAAAAGUCACACAGGUCAGAGGCCAUUUUCAUGCUCGGUGUGUGGGAAAUGUUUUCCCUAUCAAUCUGUGUUUAUUAUACAUGAGAGAACUCACACGAGUGAUCGCCCAUUUUCAUGUCUUGAGUGUGGGAAAUGUUUUACACAGAAAUCACAGCUUCUUAAACACCAGAGGGCUCACCCAGGAGACCUACCGUUCCCAUGUCCUGAGUGUGGGAAAUGUUUUCCCUAUAAAACAGACCUUGUGAAACAUCAGUGCGCUCACACGGGUGUAAAGCUGUAUCCAUGUUCCGAGUGUGGCAAGCAGUUUCCUUCUAAAUCAAACCUUGUCCAGCAUGAAAAGUUUCACAUCGGGGCAAGGCCGUUUCAGUGCUCUGAGUGUGGGAAAUGUUUUAUACAGAAUUCAGAUCUUAUUAGGCAUCAGAGGAGUCACACUGGCGAGAAACCCUUUCCAUGUACCGAGUGCGACAAACAGUUUUCUGUUAAAACGAACCUCCUUCGCCAUCUCCGAUAUCACAGCGGGGAGAAGCCAUUUCCAUGUUCUGGGUGCGAUAAAUGUUUUUGCCAGAAGGCAGAUCUUAUUAGGCAUGAGAGAACUCACACGGGUGAGAAGCCAUUUUCAUGUUCUGUGUGUGGGAAAUGUUUUACCCAGAAAUCUUCACUUAAUUCCCAUACGAGAACUCACAGGGGAGAAGCUGUUUGUAUGUCCUGAGUGCGGAAGAUGGUUUACGCUGAAAUCAGAUCAAGUUAAACACCCCACAAAAAAUUCCCACAGUAAAAAAAAAUAAUUUGUUGUUCCCAUUGCCGUCUUGGAACGAUGGGUCAGAGCCGCCGGUAGGCCGCCCCUUCGAUAACCUGCUGCUUAGUAAAUCUACUCCUGACUCUCAUUUGUCCUUGCUGCAAUAUGACAUUUAAUACAAACACGGCUUCAUUGUCGUUGUACUUUAUUCUUUCAGUCUAUUCUUUGCUGUGUUACAUUCCUACAGGUUCAUUAAACAGUAUUUAU
Molecule: messenger RNA, 2006 nt
Organism: Pseudophryne corroboree (corroboree frog)
Lineage: Eukaryota; Metazoa; Chordata; Amphibia; Anura; Myobatrachidae
Product: gastrula zinc finger protein XlCGF26.1-like
Exons: 7
Coding region: 111-1712 (533 amino acids)
Biological process (GO): regulation of transcription by RNA polymerase II
Molecular function (GO): DNA-binding transcription factor activity; RNA polymerase II cis-regulatory region sequence-specific DNA binding
Source: RefSeq, a predicted model, not a curated record